This is a messenger RNA of Salvelinus sp. IW2-2015, 2324 nucleotides long. Its product is annotated as claudin-4. Lineage: Eukaryota; Metazoa; Chordata; Actinopteri; Salmoniformes; Salmonidae. Gene Ontology annotation, molecular function: structural molecule activity. The record is from RefSeq and is a predicted model, not a curated record. Gene Ontology annotation, cellular component: plasma membrane; bicellular tight junction. Gene Ontology annotation, biological process: bicellular tight junction assembly; cell adhesion.
AUGGCUUAGGUGGGUCUGACCAGGCUGCAAUAAAAUAUAUCAAGAUAAGAGUGGACAACUCCUCACCCGAAAGCAAACAGACAGAGAUACACACACAGAGAACACACUGUGAGAAGCCUUCCUUCCUGGAUACGGAGACAAGGGAGAGGUGAGCUGCUAAAGACUGAAGGAGAGAAGCAAAUAGGACUGCAUACCGAGGAGAAAGACAGUGUGAGGGGUAAAAGGUGAGAAAUAGUAACAACGAAGAAGAGUGAGAGAGAAAGAAGGAAAUAAGGCCGAAGUGAGAGUCUGGGACAGUGAAAGAGAAGAAGAAAAUAAAGAGACUGAGAAAGGAGGGAAAGAGCCGCAGCAGAAGAGUGAGUGACUGAGACCAAGAAAAGGAGAGUGAGAGAGAGAGGAGUGCCAUCUUAAUCCUAAGUGAGACUUAAUUGUAGUGUGGUGCGAUGGCAUCGUUUGCUCUGGAGCUAGUGGGUGUGAUCCUGUCAGUGCUGGGUUGGAUACUGAGCAUAGUGAGCUGUGCUCUGCCCAUGUGGAGGGUCUCAGCCUUCAUCGGAGCCAACAUCGUCACAGCCCAGGUCUACUGGGAAGGUUUGUGGAUGAGCUGUGUGGUUCAGAGCACAGGCCAGAUGCAGUGUAAGGUGUACGACUCCAUGCUGGCCUUGCCCCAGGACCUGCAGGCUGCCAGAGCUCUCUCUGUGGUCACCAUCAUCCUGGGGGUCUUAGCUCUCCUCGUGGCGACCAUCGGAGCCAAGUGUACCAACUGCAUCGAGGAGGAGGGAGUGAAGGCCAAGGUGAUGGUGUCCGCCGGAGCUGCCUUUAUCCUGGCUUCGCUGGCCCAGCUGGUGCCUGUGUCCUGGUCAGCCCACACCAUCAUCCUGGAGUUCUACAACCCUAUCAUCCCCUCGGCACAGAAGAUGGAGAUCGGGGCAGCGCUGUACCUGGGCUGGGCCGCGGCCGCAUUGCUGCUGGUGGGGGGGGCUAUCCUCUGCUGCAGCUGCCCUCCUCAGGAAGACAAACCAAUGACAAGGUACUCAAUCCCUCCCCAAAGCCGGAUGGCGUAUUCCGCUGCUCCAAGGUCCAUGGCCCCCAGCUCCUACAACAGGAAAGACUAUGUGUGAGAAAAGGAGGGGGGGGGGUGUUCAACAUGUCUGUUUAUUUGUGGGUUUCUUGAGAAUAUAACGGAGUGUUUCCACAGUUUGUUUAAAUAUACCAGGACCAUGGGCAAAUUCUUUUACUCAUCCUCGCCUUCAUGGAAAGGGAGAUGUAUCGAGCACAGGGCGGCCAAGAUACAGUAUAUUAUGACAACAAUUAUUACAAGAUACAGUAUAUUAUACUGUAUCUUGACAACGCAUGUCAUUAUAUAAUAGAUAUUCUGAUAAAUAAAACGUCAUGGCAAGUUGACCCACAGCUGAACUUAAUGUUUAUAUCAUAUUUAUCAGAACUUUUUUUUAGUUUGCUCUUCUUCUUUGUAGUGGUUUGAAUCACUAAUUUCCAAAUGUUAUAUGGAAUAUGUGAAACAUAGCCUUUGGGUUUUGUACUGUUGUGAGAAGAAGAGGUAGGACGUUGCAAAGCUUGUAUUGUAUUGUAAAUAACUGUUGUGUGUACCAAAGAGCAAGCACAGUUUGCAGAAAACAAUUUUCUUCAAUGGAUAAAUAGGUUAUGUGUCCAAUCGAUCCAACAGAUGUUACAACAAAGCAAGAUACUUGCAGUAGGACUAGGAAAAUAUAUAAAUAUAUUUUAUAUGAUACAUAAAUACCAAAAUAUACUGUGCAGGGUUACUGGGGCUCGACCAGUCUAGUCAACAAGGUGGCACAGUAGCCAUAAACUAUGAAGAACAACGAGCAUUGACAGCAGUGACAUUGGGAUGGGAGCAAAUCGUCUCCCCGUAGAGUGAACCUGUUUAAAAAAACGACUCAUAUGGAAGUUUGGAAUUUGAAUCUGUUUUUGUUGUUGUGUUAUGUUAUCUUUUCACCAUUCUUAUUAUAAUUGACAGCCAAUCUGGGCUCUGUUUAUAUUGUAAAUUAUUUUGAAAUAAAUAACCUUUCGAUGGUACGUGUAAGUGUUACUACUGUACUGUAAAUGGUGGACCUCUGUUUGCCUGACAAUAUUGUGUUUUCAGUUUGAUUCAUAAAUAUCAGUGUACAGUUACAGCCAAACAUAUUGGAACCCUUGCACUUUUCGUUAAAAAAAAUCCCUACAAACUUUUGGUCUCCACACCUUCUUAUUGGAUUUUCAACAUUGCAGGACAAAUUAUAUUCUUGUAAACUUAAAGUUACAAUUUUAAAGUAGAAAAUAAAGGCAAAUAAAAUGAUUGGCACCCCGGA